AUGGAGUCGUAUCGGAGGGAGUCGAUGACAAGACUCAGGAGAAACAGCAAGACUCUCCUUCAGGAUCUUCUCUAUAAAGGACUCCACGGAGGAGACAGAGACACUCCUAUCCCAGCUCAGCCUGGCAGAGAUUCUAAAAUGAUCCAUUCGAUUGCCAGUCUGAUCAGAGGCAAGAGCAAACUGCUCCUGCUUGAGAGUCCUGAUACCGUCGAGAUCUACAAGCUGAACGAACCAACAACUCGUUCUACAAGAGCAAGUAAAGAUGACGUUUAUCUGCCGGCAAUCACCACAAAGGCUUCAAGUCUGAACUCUAUUAGAGGGUCACUGAGUCAGUCCUGUCCUUACCUGUAUGACAAAAGAAGAGGCUCCAUCUCGUCACUUGCCUCUCAGAGAACUGGAGGUCACCUGAAAAAACAGAAUAACCUCAAGGCUCAAAGAGAAGCAAAGAAAUCCAACGUCACUGUAACAAUGACCUACCUAGGACAAGGUCACAAGGGGUCAGGGUUGGAGUCCAGUCGGGAUGAACUGAAGGUACUUCAGCAAGUCAACGGAGGGGAGAAUCUCUGCGUCUACAAGGGCCUCGUGGCUCCAGGAGAUCAGUUCCAGUUCGUCUCUCAGAGACACAGAGGUUACCCCUUCAGUGCUACCUUGUAUGUAAAUGGCAUGAUGGUGGGAAGGAUCAGUUCCUGCUGUGAGUACCGCUACACUCCUGGCUUCCAGCAGGGCAGGAAGAGCUGCUUCAGACUAAUGUGGCAGACUGGUGGGACUCCUUGCUACAGAUGUACAAGUCUCCGGAACAAAUACAGCUCCAGCCAGCAGCUGGACAACAGUACAAAGAAGAACUUCAUUCUCCCUCUAGGACUGAGUGCUGGCAACGGCACCGUUGAGUCAUGUCCAUCAUCUCCUCUGUUCAUCCCAGCCAAACCAAAGAAGAAAUCAGUGAGGAGGCCAAGGAGACACGCCAGAGAAGGUGGUGGGGGAUCGACAGACAGUGAAGGACAUGCCACGGCGAAGGUUAAGGAGACCUCCAAGAAGAGACGACGCAAAAGUCAAAACAGUCACACGGAAACUAAAAGCAAGACGGAUGGAAACAAAAGAGGGGAAGACGGACAGAGACGUAAAGGAGCAGAUGUCGCACAGAAGUCAAUGACAACAGAACAAAGUGAUGAUGAAGCAUCGUCUGUCAGAGAAGAGCUGAAGAAGCAGGAAAGGCCCAGAAAUGUCACUGCGCCACAGAAAGAGCAGCUAAAACUGAACAAGGGCAAAGUUCUCGAUUCAUUGCAGGUUGAGGAAGCAAGGACUAAGCAGAUGAGACAGAGGGAACAAAGACCAAAUGGGAAAAACAGAGAUGGGGAAAGACUGAGGGACUUCAAUGGAGAAGCGAGUGAGGCGAUGGAGCGUGGCCCAGACAAACACAAGUGUUUCAAGGCAAACACCCCCAAAGCUCCAGGCUCUGAUGUCGAGCUCAGUUCAGAAAGUGACUCCAUCCUGCAGGCGGAUGGAGAGCCAGAGGGAGGAGAGAACGUGAGCAGCCAGAGCACCAGUAAUGUAAAGCCUGACCAAGAACAAGAACUGCAGGCACAGCUCGACGCCAUGAUGAUGGUGCUCAGCACAUCUGAUGAGGUGGAGCAGUUGGUCUUGAGGAACACAGACCUGACGGACGACCUUCUGCUGGACCUGGCAGUGGCCCUGAAGAACAGCUCAUCCGAGGUCACGCUGCUCAACCUCAACCUCAACCUCAUCGGCCCGUAUGGUGCUCACAUCCUACUGGACGUCCUCAGGGUGAAGCCUCAGGUUAAAGGCUUACACUUGUUUGGAAAUAGACUGCGAGACCAUGGAGUGCUGACCUUGUUGAAUGGAAUAGCUGAGCUGCAGGAGCAAACGCUGAACACUGCUGCUGCCAUACAACAGGCAAUGCUUUUCCCAUCAGAGCGAAAUAUACUUCAGCAGGUCCCCGCCGAGUGGAGCUCUUUCCAGGUUUUUGCACUUUUAGAAUUGGAUAUUGGGGGAAAUGGCUUAGGCAGUGAAGCAAUAAAGGUUUUAGCAUCAUAUAUGAGGCACCACUCGUAUCUUCAGUAUUUGGGCCUGGCUCAGACCAGCGCCGCUGAUCUGGCGGCGUGGAAGGAACUUUUCGACAGCUUAAAGCUCAACAACUCACUGAGUCAGAUCAUCCUGGACGAGAACAACCUGGGAGACCCCGGGGUCAGGCUGCUGGCCGACAUGCUGAAAGAGAACACGAGUCUGACGCAGGUGGAUCUGGACAGGAAUGGCAUCAGCGAUGUGGGAGGAAACGACAUCAUGGGGGCGCUGCUGUGCAGGGCACAGCUUCCCCUGAGGCAUCUGAGCCUCCAGGAAAACAACAUCAGCGCAGGGCUAAUGAGCAGAAUACAAGAGGAGGUAAAAAUAUAAAUGAAUUCUGCAGGCGUGGACAAAUGCACUUUGAAGGGUGGUUGUAUUAGAUGGUUCCACAGAGUCAGCGCUGACGUCACUGUUCUACACCCUUAGAACUCGGAGCAUUUUGGCUGCUUUUUUCAUUAAUAUGUUUAAACGUACAGUAUAUACAGAAGGCUAAUUAUA
Solea senegalensis (Senegalese sole) is the source of this 2577-nucleotide messenger RNA. RefSeq lists its product as uncharacterized. The record is from RefSeq and is a predicted model, not a curated record. Gene Ontology annotation, molecular function: protein binding. The coding region runs from base 1 to 2409 and encodes 802 amino acids. Lineage: Eukaryota; Metazoa; Chordata; Actinopteri; Pleuronectiformes; Soleidae. The transcript has 11 exons.